UUGUUACUCAGUACGAUAUGAGCAGUCGUGUGGUGUGCGUGGGGUCGUGCACAGUCUGUCAGAAGUUAUAGCACAGUAUACACAAAAUUGAGUUUAAUAGUGUAAUUGUUUAACAUAUACGAAAACAACUUCCCUAAAUAAAUAAACAAAUAUUAAGUUUCCAAAUAUGUUUGAACGGAAUGGAGAGAAGUACGUGGCUACUUUGGAUGUUGGAACGACGACCUUGAGAUGUCUUAUUGUUAAUUCCAAAGCGGAAAUUGUUGGGAGCGCUUCCACAGGGAUGAAGCUCGUUUAUCCGCAACCGGGUUUCGUUGAAAUCGACCCGGACGUACUUUGGGAGGAUGUGAUGGACGUAAUCAAAGAGGCAAUAAGCAGUGCUAGCUUAUCAGCAGCGGAUGUGUCGUGCAUUGGGAUCUCCACGCAACGCGGAACAUUCAUCACGUGGCGCAAAGACACCGGAAAACAUUUCCACAAUUUCAUCACCUGGAAAGAUAUGAGGUCGCUGUCGUUGGUAAAAGAGUGGAAUAAUUCCAUUGCUAUGAAGAGUUUAAGAUCAAGUGCGUAUAUGCUGUACUUGCUCACCAGAAACAAAAGGUGGCUAGCUGGAAGUAACCUGAUGUUGAAUAGUACCCAGACUACCUUAAGAUUGAUGUGGAUGUAUGAAGAUAUACCGGAACUUCGAGGACAAACGGUCAUUAACAACGUGAUGUUCGGUACGUUGGAUACGUGGUUACUGUACAAAUUCACUUCUGGUCGGACGUACGCCACGGAUUAUACGAACGCCAGCGCUACAGGAUUCUUCGAUCCCUUCGUCUUGGACUGGUCUUCCUGGGCUCAUACAAUCCUCAAACUUCCUAAAAACAUUCUACCUCCAAUCGUUAACAAUGAUUACGAUAUUGGAUCUACGUCUGAACAUAUUUUCGGAGCUUCAAUACCCAUAAAAUGUGUGAUUGCAGAUCAACAAGCUUCAAUGUUUGGCUCUUGCUGUUUCACCAACGAAAUCCUUAAAGUGACACUUGGUACAGGAUCAUUCCUCGACAUUCAAACGAACGUCCCUCAUGGUAGCUGCAACGGCCUGUAUCCUUUAAUUGCACGAAUUUUGAAGGACAAAAUUUAUUACACGGCCGAAGGUUCUUGUAAUGACACAGGUUCACUGAUCCAAUGGGCAUUAACAAAUGGGUUAGUUAAAGACGCCAAAGAAAUAGCCCCUUUGGUGAUGAGUGUCGAUUCUAAUGAUGGAGUAUACUUUGUGCCUGCGUUCAGUGGUCUUGGAUAUCCAUUUUGCGACGAUAAAACUGCAUCCGGAUUUUUGGGUAUCAAACCUACAACCAAAAAAGCUCACAUGCUCAGGGCUAUUUUGGAAAGCAUCGUGUUUAGAAUAGUUUUACAGUACGAACUGAUGAAGAAGGAGAUAAAAAAUGAGAUUGAAACUAUUUAUGUCGAUGGGGGAGUUUCAAACAACGAGUUUGUUUGUCAACUUUUAGCGGAUAUGAGCAGAUUACCAGUGGAAAAACCUCGAUGCAGCGAAAUGUCCGCAAUGGGAGCAGCUUUCAUCGCAGGUUUAAAUCAAGGAAUUUGGGAUAGUGCCCAGGAUAUAAUAGCUUUAAGGGAUGUAGAGAAGACUUACAUUCCAACGACACAUUACGAAGUUGUUAAAAGGAACAGGGCCGAACUGGAGAAGUGGACACAAGUCUGUCAUAGGUUUAAGACAUGGUAUUGAAUGAAAUCGCAUUGAAUUCCAAAAAUAUAGUAAUUUUAUGUUUAUUACACUAUGCUCUUUAAUUAUAUAUACUAUUUACAA
Messenger RNA from Nicrophorus vespilloides, 1801 nucleotides. RefSeq names its product putative glycerol kinase 5. Bases 167 to 1720 code for a protein of 517 amino acids. The transcript is spliced from 10 exons. NCBI's taxonomy places the organism in Eukaryota, Metazoa, Arthropoda, Insecta, Coleoptera, Silphidae. Gene Ontology annotation, molecular function: glycerol kinase activity. The record is from RefSeq and is a predicted model, not a curated record. Gene Ontology annotation, biological process: glycerol metabolic process; triglyceride metabolic process; glycerol-3-phosphate biosynthetic process. Gene Ontology annotation, cellular component: mitochondrion.